GAAAGAAGUUUCACGGAUUAGCUCUUUGUGCCUCGCUUUUCCUCUGAAGGUCAAAGGGAUAUUGACAUUCCUCCUAUCUACUGGGGGGUGUGCUUCCCAGGGCAGGAGAAGUCAGGAGCUGCCAGGCAGGCCAGAUCUUUCAUGACUCCAUUCUUCUUGUAACCCAGCAUGUCUUCAGAGUUGCCUACACUUUUGCAAGAACACCAGAAAAUGAACAAAUCCCAGAAAUUCCAGGCAUCAGUGUCAUUUAAGGAUGUGACUGUGGGCUUCACCCAGGAGGAGUGGCAGCAUCUGGACCCCACUCAGAGGUCCCUGUACAGAGAUGUGAUGCUGGAGAACUACAGCAACCUUGUCGCAGUGGGCUAUUGUGUUACCAAACCAGAGGUGAUCUUCAGGUUGGAGCAAGGAGAGGAGCCAUGGAUAUUGGAGGAAGAAUUCCCAAGCCAGAGGUUUCCAGACAUCUGGAAACCUGAUUACAUGACAGAGAGGAGCCAAGACAACCAGUUUCACCACGUGUGGAAAUUUGUGUUCAUGAAUAACAAAACACUGAUUAAAGAACAAAGUAAUGUAAUACGAAAACCGUAUAGCUUGGAUACAGAUUUUUUUACUUCCAGAAAAAUACUCUGUCAGUGUGACUCAUGUGGAAUGAGUUUCAACUAUAUUUCAGGAUUGAUUAUCAAUAAGAAAAACUAUUUAGGAAAGAAGACUGAUGAAUUUAAUGCUUGUGGAAAGUUACAAUUCAAUAUUAUACAUGAGAAAACUCAUACUAGAGAGAAAAGUGAAUUUUUUAAAAAUGGGAAAACUUUCAGUCAUAAUGAGGACCCUAUUCAACAUGAGAAGGUUCAAACUUUGCAGCGAAAUUCUGAUUUUAAAACAUAUCGAGAAACCUUUUGUGAAAAGGCAAUAUUUAAUAUGCACAAGAGAGAUAUCACAGAUGGGAAUGAUUGUGAAUAUAAUGAAUAUGGAAGAACAUCCUGCGAGAACCCAUCCUUCUUAUUACAUCAGAUAAUGCCUUUAAAGGAAAAUCACUAUGAAUUUAGUGUUUGUGGGAAAUCCUUAUGUGUGAAUUCUACACUUUUAAAGUCUCAUGGGUCAUAUAUGAAACACUGUGAUUAUAAUGAAAAUGGAAAUAAUUUCAGGAGGAAGUUAUACCUCUCACAACUUCAGAAAACUCAUAAAGGAGAGAAACACUUUGAAUGUAACGAAUGUGGGAAAACUUUCUGGAUGAAGUCACACCUCACUCGACAUCAGAGGAUACAUAUAGGACAGAAAAGCUUUCAAUGUAAUGAAUGUGGAAAAAAGUUUUGGGAGAAGUCAAACCUCACUAAACAUCAGAGGUCACACACAGGGGAGAAACCCUAUGAAUGCAAUGAAUGUGAGAAAGCCUUCAGCCACAAGUCAGCCCUCACAUUACACCAGAGAACACAUACAGGGAAGAAACCCUAUCAAUGUAAUGCAUGUGGGAAAACUUUUUACCAGAAGUCAGAUCUCACUAAACAUCAGAGAACACACACAGGUCUGAAACCCUAUGAAUGCUAUGAAUGUGGGAAGUUCUUCUGUAUGAAUUCACAUCUCACAGUGCACCGGCGAACUCAUACAGGUGAGAAACCCUUUGAAUGCCCUGAGUGUGGGAAAUCUUUCUGUCAGAAGUCACAUCUUACACAACAUCAGAGAACUCACAUAGGGGAUAAACCCUAUGCAUGUAAUACAUGUGGCAAAGCUUUCUACCAAAAGUCUGUACUCACCAGACAUCAGAUAAUUCAUACAGGGUUGAAACCUUAUGAAUGUUACAAAUGUGGAAAAACCUUCUGCUUGAAGUCUGACCUCACAGUACAUCAGAGAACUCACACAGGGGAGAAACCCUUUUCAUGUCCUGAAUGUGGAAAAUUCUUCAGCCAUAAGUCCACCCUCUCUCAACAUUAUAGAACACAUACGGGGGAGAAACCCUAUGAAUGUCAGGAAUGUGGAAAAAUAUUCUAUAAUAAAUCAUACCUAACAAAACAUAAUAGAACACAUACAGGGGAGAAGCCAUAUGAAUGCAGUGAAUGUGGGAAAACCUUCUGCCAGAAAUCACAGCUGACUCAGCACCAGAGAAUUCACAUAGGGGAGAAACCCUAUGAAUGUAGUGAGUGUGGAAAGGCUUUCUGUCAUAAGUCAGCUCUAAUUGUGCACCAGAGAACUCAUACAGAUGAAAAGCCCUAUAAAUGUAAUGAGUGUGGCAAAUCUUUCUGUGUGAAGUCAGGACUUAUUUUACAUCAAAGAAAACACACAGGGGAGAAACCCUACAAAUGUAAUGAAUGUGGAAAAUCAUUCAGUCACAAAUCAUCCCUCACAGUGCAUCACAGGGCUCACACAGGAGAGAAGGCUUGUCAAUGUAAUGAAUGUGGGAAAAUUUUUUACCGAAAAUCAGACCUUGCUAAACAUCAGAGAUCACACACAGGGGAGAAGCCCUAUGAAUGUAACAUGUGUGGAAAAUACUUCUCGCAGAAGUCAAACCUCAUUGUACAUCAGAGAACACACAUGGGAGGAAAAUUUUAUGAUUGA
Messenger RNA from Eptesicus fuscus (big brown bat), 2544 nucleotides. RefSeq names its product zinc finger protein 33B (gene ZNF33B). Bases 169 to 2544 code for a protein of 791 amino acids. Gene Ontology annotation, biological process: negative regulation of transcription by RNA polymerase II; regulation of cytokine production; regulation of immune system process. The transcript has 5 exons. NCBI's taxonomy places the organism in Eukaryota, Metazoa, Chordata, Mammalia, Chiroptera, Vespertilionidae. The record is from RefSeq and is a predicted model, not a curated record.